Molecule: messenger RNA, 519 nt
Organism: Huiozyma naganishii CBS 8797
Lineage: Eukaryota; Fungi; Ascomycota; Saccharomycetes; Saccharomycetales; Saccharomycetaceae
Gene: IST3
Product: U2 snRNP complex subunit IST3
Exons: 1
Coding region: 1-519 (172 amino acids)
Biological process (GO): mRNA splicing, via spliceosome
Cellular component (GO): precatalytic spliceosome; catalytic step 2 spliceosome; U2 snRNP
Molecular function (GO): RNA binding
Source: RefSeq, a predicted model, not a curated record
AUGAGACAGGCAAGGGCGAUUCAAAAGAUCAACCAGGCGGAACUGGACAGUGGGAUCAUAUCUCCUGAGCUUUCGUGGCACGAUGAAUACCGAGAUCAAGCCUACAUCUUCAUCGGCGGAUUAAACAAGAACCUCACGGAAGGGGACAUCUUGACAGUUUUUUCUCAAUUCGGUGUCCCAGUAGACAUUUUGCUGGUAAGGGAUAGAAACAGCGGAGAAUCCAAAGGCUUUGCCUAUUUGAAGUACGAAGAUCAGAGGUCAACAAUACUAGCUGUGGAUAAUAUGAAUGGAGUCAAGAUUGCUGGUAGAAUGGUCCAAGUUGACCAUACACUUUUCGAACCUAAAGCAGACCACACUGUGUAUAAAGAUGCAGUAGACGCUGAGCUGAAAAAGGAUUUCGUGAAGGAAACGGCAGCAUCUACAGAGCCCAAGAUGCACCAGAUUAAAGAGCUAAGUUCUGGUCAGGACAACCAGGUUGAUGAUGACUUGGCGGAUCCGAUGGCUUCCUUUGGCAAGUAG